AGUUCCCACAGCAAGCAAGAAAUACACCACCACCAAUCAUGCUUUGAAUGAAUCUUGCCAGAAGAGUAAGGUGAAAAUUCAUUAAAAAAGAAUACACCAGAGGUGUAUGAAAGAAAGUACAGACAAGAAAGUGUCAAAGAACAGGCUGUACCUGCCCGAAGAAGCCGAUGCCACCAACCCAAAAGAACAGGGCCUGCGAUUGUUGCUCAUCGUCAAUUGUAUUCGAGAUUGCAUAACCAAUAGACAAGUUAAUGAACAGGUUGAU
Molecule: messenger RNA, 265 nt
Organism: Linum tenue
Lineage: Eukaryota; Viridiplantae; Streptophyta; Magnoliopsida; Malpighiales; Linaceae
Source: the annotation of a GenBank genome assembly